This is a messenger RNA of Fibroporia radiculosa, 282 nucleotides long. RefSeq lists its product as uncharacterized. The transcript has 2 exons. NCBI's taxonomy places the organism in Eukaryota, Fungi, Basidiomycota, Agaricomycetes, Polyporales, Fibroporiaceae. The record is from RefSeq and is a predicted model, not a curated record. The coding region runs from base 1 to 282 and encodes 93 amino acids.
AUGCCCGUGGCACGACGCAUGCUUUGGUGGCGUCACCCAAGGGAUCUGCAUGCAGAACACGAUGCUGGUGGUCCUGUAUUUGACGACUUAGUUCCGGUCUGUGGGUUGAGUCUCGAAGAACUCGAUGGCGACCUAGACGAGGAUUACAGAUGUGCGUUGUGCAUUCUCCUCCUGCUCGUCAUUAUGGUAUACAUGGACGAUACUGGUCUUGACAGACAGUCUCAUGCGCGGUCCAAAAUAGACCUUGCUCGCACUGCCCUCAGUAUCUUCUGUGAGCUCUGA